This is a messenger RNA of Topomyia yanbarensis, 509 nucleotides long. RefSeq lists its product as uncharacterized. NCBI's taxonomy places the organism in Eukaryota, Metazoa, Arthropoda, Insecta, Diptera, Culicidae. The record is from RefSeq and is a predicted model, not a curated record. The coding region runs from base 110 to 412 and encodes 100 amino acids. The transcript is spliced from 2 exons.
CCACAGCUACAUGUGCGCCACAAAAAUAUUUUUGUUACCGCAACACAACAGGCCCAAAAACAUCGGUGUAAAUUUUUUGGUAAAGUUUUUGUCACAAGUUUACUUCUAAAUGGCACAAGGAAAAUUGAAAGUGAAAGCUAAACCCCCGAGUAAUGUCAAGAAAGGAGCAAAUAAAAAAGGGAAUGCAUUUAAUAAGCGAAAAAAUGCACCCAUUCAAUCAAAGAAACACAAAUUUUACGAGGCCCACAAACUGAAGCAGGCCGUUACUAAAACGGUAAACAAAAAGAAUGAGGAUGAAAUUCGCAAACUUGUUUACGAUGGUCAGAAAAACUUGAGCCAGGCCCAGCAAGCUGUUUCGGAACAUCACAAGCGCCAAGCGAAUGGAUUCGGUGCGUCAACGUCCUCAAAAUGAGCGGUUUUCUUUCUAGAAUGAGAAAGUUAUUGCGGGAAACAAAAUGUGUACAUACUUUUGAAAUAAAAUAUAGCGGUUCAUACGCAUUUUUGUUAAA